Messenger RNA from Sardina pilchardus (European sardine), 1194 nucleotides. RefSeq lists its product as uncharacterized. The record is from RefSeq and is a predicted model, not a curated record. The transcript is spliced from 3 exons. NCBI's taxonomy places the organism in Eukaryota, Metazoa, Chordata, Actinopteri, Clupeiformes, Clupeidae. The coding region runs from base 391 to 1086 and encodes 231 amino acids.
GUUCAGGAUAGUGUUGUUCAUGCAUACAUAUUUCUGUAGAUGCACUAUGGCAGAGAGGGCCAACACAAUGUUUAUGGGUGUGUGUGUGUGUGUGUGUGUGUGUGUGUCUCUUUGGUAUCUCCAUCCUCGGCAUGUCCUCUGAGAGACACAAACACAAACAUACACACCCACACACAGAGACAGAUCAAAAAACGCAUUCAAGUGUAUAUCAGGGUGUAAAAUCUAGGAUGGCAUUCCCAUCCUCGUCACCAGAACCCUGCCCAGCGAUGCUCCACCCUCGCUGUUGAUCAAUAUAAUGAGCUGGAGCUGUCCUCACUGUACAUCGGUUCCCAAGAGAGACUACACCACUGUGACACUAGCUGUUGUGGGAUCCUCAACACAGAACCAAAGAUGUUCAGCAGUAGUUCAGGUGGCGAACAUCCCUCAGGGUUUGACCUGGACCUGAGUGAUGCCAUGGGAUGUCCCUCUGGCCAGGCCCGUGAGGGAGACCAGCGAGGUCCAGAGGGGGACCUCCAUCGCGAGCGCAAGCAUAGUGGUGAGCACGAUGACGACCGUCGACACGAGAGAAGACGCAGUGGCGAUCGUGAUCACCGUGAGCGCAGGGGCAGCGGUGACCGUGACGACCAUCGUCGUGAGCGCAGGGGCAGUGGUGACCGUGAUGACCAUCAUCGUGAGCGCAGGGGCAGCGGUGACCGUGACGACCAUCAUCGUGAGCGCAGGGGCAGCGGUGACCGUGACGACCAUCGUCGUGAGCGCAGGGGCAGUGGUGACCGUGAUGACCAUCAUCGUGAGCGCAGGGGCAGCGGUGACCGUGACGACCAUCAUCGUGAGCGCAGGGGCAGUGGUGACCGUGACGAACAUCGCCACCAUGAGCGCAGGGGCAGCCACGACGAUGACGAUUCCCGUGGCCGUAGGCACAGUGGUGACCGUGACGACCACCAGGAGCGCAGGCACAGCCCUGGCCACAGGCGUGACCACAGUGGCAGCCGCAGCGGGAGCGACAGCGAUGAGGGUCGCCAUGGGCAGGGCCGUCGUCACGGACACGGCCGCGGUCGUGGACAUGGUCGAGGGCGUGGACGCUGGUAAAGUCUCCGUACAAUCAGCUUUCAGGCUAUGAUGGUGUCAUGCAGUAACAGCCAUAACUUUUAUACAACAAACAAAUGAAUUAUUAAUAAAGUUGAUUAUUCUCUAAAA